UCUUCAAUGAUAAAAAGAACAAGAAUAGAAAGAAGAACAAAAUCGAAGUGAAAAAAUGUCGCAAAUUUUUAGCAGAAAAACAUGAAAUAUUGCUUACAAUUUUUACCAAUCCUGUGAAAGGUUCACCAGUUAACGUUCAGACAUGAAUAUCAAAUUUGAUACCAGUGAGUUUACUCGUCGCUUGAAACGAACGUUCGACGGAAACCUAUCGUAUCGAAAACUUUUCCUGUUGCUCUUUUUCGUGGCUGUUUUUCUCUUGUAUAUCGGACCAUCCUUCCUGCGAUGGCUAUUUGGACGUAGCGAACCAGCCAAAGAUCACACCAUACGUUGUAUGGACGACCGGCUAACGCCCUUCUACCUGCAAAACUUGGAAUUCAAUGUAAACAUUCGACAUCAGCCAGCUUUCCCACACGAACAUGACGCAAUUCCGUAUGUGGGCAAUGGUUUCUUCGGGCUGGAAAUUCAACAGGACGCAAAUUUGAACGUAUUUCGCGGACGUGCCUUGCAACAACCGGUUAACUAUCAUCCGAUUGUGAGCGUUGCUACUGGUGCCGGCUUUGAAACUCAUCGGGAGGCCACCGUUGUAGAAUAUUUGAGUGGAAUCGUGCACCGAUUUCAGUGUUUCUCGGAAGGUUACUUUGCGUCCUAUCAGUAUUAUGCCCAUCGGACGAUGCCGUCAGUGUUGGUGCAGGAGAUACAGAUCACGAAUACAAAGAAUCAAUUGAUGGAUGUGGAAUUGACUGUUCCGAGGAUUUCCGAUUGGCCCACGGCACUUACCAAGAGCAUUAAACUCCAGCACGGUUCAACGAUUUUGGAUUAUCAGGUCAUUACUGGUCUUGUUGAUGUUGCGGCCAGCGGGAACAGCGACAAACGUGUCCAAGUUGUGUCUAUUGUAGCUCGUAAAAUGCCGCGUAUUUUAACGCUGAAAAAACGAGGCACGACAAAGUUGGAGCUACUGUUAGCCAUAGACUAUUCGGAACCGAUAGCAAAGGAAAAAUACCCGGCCCAGAAGGAUUUGACGGAGCAGCUGGCAAUUGAUGCAAUGAACAAGGCGCUGCAGGCAGCGGAACAUGGUGAGCAUAAUGCCUACUAUGCGUUUAAGCGGGACCAUAUCAAAGUUUGGAACAGCUUGUGGGAGACUGGAUUCCAUAUUAGUACUUCGAAGGCGGAAAAUACGUUGAACGGGAACGACAUCAAUGCAACGAUGUACGCAGUAAUUUCUCAUGCCAGAGCUUUUGAGUAUGAGAAUUUUAGCAGCGCUCAGAAGAAAAUGGAUAUUGCGAAGGCGCUGACAUACGCCGAAGGUUGUUACGACAGCUAUCACACCUUACAGGCCGAAAAUCUAUGGAAGAAGAUGGGCAACCUGGAAGAACUAAAUGCUGUGGUGGCCUCCUGGAUGUUGACUUUGGAAAAACAAGGAUGUCACAAUCUGCUCAAGGCUGGCGCCAGUGGAAUUGUUCAAGCGAUGGUUCUCAGCUUCGGUGGAUUUCGUUUCAGUAACCAGCAUUUGGAGCUAAAUAUACAUCCAAAGUAUCUCCAUCGGGACUACGACUUCCGCCGGUUGAACUACGGCAACAUGACUCACGUGAACGUUUCCAUUACCGUGCGGGACGAUAAUAAAGCGGCUCUAUUCGUUGCAUUGGAUCGUUCCGAUCGUAACUAUUAUGCCUGCGAUGCUGGUUGUUUGGAUACUCCAAUCCAACUAGGGCCGAUCAGAACCAUAUUUCCCGUGAAGGUAACCGAGCCGUUAACUUCGAUUCUGUACAUAACAUCGGACAAGGCACACAUGGAAGAUCUCCGCCACGCGAUCCAUGUGAAGGAAGUGAUGGAAGCGCCCGCUCACGAACAUCACGUGAUCGCACUGCACAAACAUGGUCACUCGCUAGGAGGGUUGCCGACGCUUUUCUGGGUUUCAAUUUGCGUCAUCAUCAUUGUGUUCCACGUGUUCCUCUGCAAGCUGAUAGUGAAGGAGUACUGCGAACCGCCGGACAAGAUGCGCUAUCGGUAUAGUAAGCCGUAGGUUGAUUUAAGGUUUGGCUUGUGUUGGUAGGACGUGUAAGCGUUGUUCUGAAAGAACGGAGCUAGAUGCAAUUUUACAAGUUCGCAAUAAAUGAAACGAACAGAA
Topomyia yanbarensis is the source of this 2125-nucleotide messenger RNA. RefSeq lists its product as uncharacterized. The record is from RefSeq and is a predicted model, not a curated record. Lineage: Eukaryota; Metazoa; Arthropoda; Insecta; Diptera; Culicidae. The transcript has 3 exons. Bases 143 to 2020 code for a protein of 625 amino acids.